Messenger RNA from Acanthoscelides obtectus, 6357 nucleotides. Lineage: Eukaryota; Metazoa; Arthropoda; Insecta; Coleoptera; Chrysomelidae. The record is from the annotation of a GenBank genome assembly.
AUAGUACUGCCGAACUUUGCUUUAAUCCAAUCGACUUCUUAUUCCUUUUCAGGUUCCCAAGAUCACAACAAUAAAAGCGAAUUUGAGUCACGGUGUAAAUAGUUUCCAGGUUUUCACCCGAAUGUACGGGUGCCGGACAGGGAUACGGAAAACAGAGUAAUCAAAGUAAUCAUUUCGUGUUCGGAUUGGUACUCGUUACUUCGGGUAUCUAUGACUAACGAAUACUCGAGUACCGUAUAAUUACUUUUUCAACACCACUAGGCAGAGUGCUCUAGACUCGUAGACUGUAGAAGUUAGAAGUGUAUAUGUUUUGUGUGUAGAAGAGUGACAAAGAAAAGACGCACUGUCUAUGUUAAUUUUGCAAUUGUUUGCAACAAAUAUGACAUUAUUUUUAACGUCCUGUCAUUUUGUGAAAAGUUCAAUAACAUUUUGCUAUCCAGCUGGUAGUAUUUAAGCGCAUGGGCUCAUAAUUUCCAAAAAAAAUUCGUCAUAAUGAGCCUGAGCAUUAAAAAGAUACCAGUUUUUGUGUUCCCAAACUCUCUAAAAUUUUAUGUGGGCUCCAAAACUACACACAAGCAGCUUUUAACGUUGUAUAAUCCCUACGACUUUCCAGUGAAAUUUAAAGUGCUGUGUACAGCGCCAAACAAGUAUGCAGUUAUAGACCCUGAAGGUAGCAUUGGCCCCCGCAUGUUAGUAGAUAUUGUGAUAAGGCACACCAUUCCUACACCAGCAAAUUGCAAUAUCACAGAUAAAUUCAGGAUAUCCAUGCAAGAUCAUACUACCAAGCAGGAAUGUACCUGUUACUCGCUCAACAAACUACAUAAUAGUGAUAGGACUAGUGUGUAUAGUGAUGCUCCUAUUGCCAACUCAGCAAGAAGUGCCCCCUCCUAUUUCUAGCAUGCCAAAGUAUUUGCAUAUCAGUGUUUAUUUUAAGUUUGCGCUAUGUUAUGUAUUGGGUCUAGUUAGUAUGGUCAUCUUCAGAACAUGAGGCUAUUGUAAGGGUUGUUAAAAAAGUGAGGAGACUGAAUGUAAACCUUAGACAGACUGAAUAAACAUGACACUUUUUUCAUCAAAAUAAACCUGACAGAAACUCAAGUUUAACCAGAUUUCAAUGUCAAAUGACUUGCUUUUAGAUUCAAACUAAAACAACUGGCAGUCUUGUAUUGACAUGGUUAGGCCAUCAAAUAUUGCGAUGUGUCACAAUAACAUCAGCAUAUGACAUCUUUCAUCAUGAGAUGGGGAACUCCAAACUGACUAGUAAUGACAGUGCCCUCAACCAUGGUGUGAACAUAAUAUGGUGAAAUUUGGAGGACGUGGUAAUGUACAUGAGAGAGAAGCGCCCUAUAUGUAUGUUAGAAAGAGUGCGCCGAUGGCGACGCGGCAAGCCGCAGCUGCUUCAGUGGCCUCUUCACUUGGGUUGCUAGGCAAUGCAGUCUGUCUAUCUCUUUCUCAAACACAUUACAACAUCAGUGGUAUAUGGAUUUCACUCUGUAUGCUGAGUCAAGUUGCGAUUGUCUGUUGCUUUCAAUGAAAAUAGUUUCUAAGAGCUCAAAAAUAAUGUAAAUAGUAAUACUGUGAAAAUCUGCUCCAAGUAUACUAUAUUAUACUACUUGAAUUUUUAUUUAUAUAUAUAUAUAUAUAUAUUUAUUAUUUUUUAUACUAUGUACAAAAAUAAGCGAUUCACGUUGCACAUACCUCUUUUAUUUUCUGGCCUCCAAACAUACCGAAUCGCAAUGUUGUAUUAGCGCCGAAGACAGUCUAAAAAGCAUUAUUGAUACUGAAAGGUAAUGUCCAAGCAAUAAAUUAUAAAAGGAACCGCACUCAUAGGGGCGCGCGGCUUGGUUGGGUUGUUUCCAGGGGCUAUUGCUGUUGAUGAGGUGCAGGCUUAAUUAAUACGGUGUGAUUUUCAAAGCAGAUGAGAUUUUUAUUUGUAAAAUAGCUCCAGGCUUUUGAAAAGCAAAAUAUUCCUUUCAAAUUUCAGUAUUCAGGGAGAAGCAGGUUGUUUGACUAAUUCUGAUAUGGUAGAUCGUAGGUCGGAUGUUUGGUAUUGAAUAGACAAGCCGUAAGUGCUAGGCUACAGAACAUAUGGAAAAUGAACAGUCUAAUCUAAAAUGUAAAUAUGAAAAACAUUUAGAUUACGAAAUUAAUGCGGGCUAUAUAUCCUUCUUGCAACUAAUUUGAUUAGAUAUGGGAAGUAUUUAGUUUAACCACUUUCCGUGUCUAUACAAAACUGAAUUCUGGUCUACAUGCUUCUUACUUUGUAGACAAACUAGUAGGUUCAGCCUCUUUAAGCAGAAAUCCAAGUAUAUAGAAUUUUUGUUGUUCCAGUAAUACUCCCAAUGCUAAUACAAACAGUCAUGAUUUGUUAACUUUAUUCAUCUGGGACUGCCUAGUUGAGUCCGAUGACGGAAUUUUGAAACGUGCUAAUAAAAGUGAUUUGUAGGCGUGCCACUGUUGUGGCUGAUUUUGCGAUGGUAAUUGUUUCCCCUAGAUUGAGAUACUGCUCAACCAGUAGUGUUAUCCAGAAAAAAAUCUGGGGAGAGGCUCAGGAGCCAGGAUCAGAAAAAAUUCCGUCUCGCGAGGGACGGGUGUCUUGGAGAUUGAAUAUUGAAUAGCAGGCAGGACUCACUUCGCAGAAGGUAUAACAAGCUGUUAUAUGUAGGAGAAGCGUAGUAAGCUGUUGCACUUAGGAAGGGGAGCCCCACAGCAUUCCCAUGAUAUACGCCAGUGUUCCCAUACCAGAAUAGGAAUAGAGGCGUGGGGUCUGUGGGCCUAGUUCAAAGACUUCAAUUCUUCUCUCUAAUAUCUUUGGGCCUGCACAGAUCCAGCGGCGGCCACGAUCCUGUUUAGUCAUAAAAUAUUACCAGGCAUUUGAGAUACAAAAUAAUCUUUCAAAUUUUAGGUAUUAAGAGUAAUCCAUGCAUUUUUUUCUUAUGAAUGUGGAAGUGGAACAACCAGCGGGUACGCUUAUGCAGUCGGUGACGCCGCACCUCAAACGUAAAAGCUAUGUUUUGUGUUUUUGGCUCACAAGGAAAUUGACAGUAGCUAGAAAAAAAGUCGGAUUUUUCUAUUUAACCCUUACGUUUAGUGUGUUUAGCAUGGAUAAUCAGUUGUUGUUUGAGUGUUUUAGAGAGCACUCGUAUUGGAGAAGAAAGAAAAUGCAUUUUUAUUGAACCACUACCUUAUUUUAACUGUGAACUGGUGUAUUAUAAUUUAUUGUUUGCGCAACUUACCUUUUUGACUGGUAUAUUGGAUACCAAAUAUUCGACAUACCAUAGAAAAAUUCAAAUCUCAAUCUCUGUUUGGGAUCUGACCAGUCAUGAGUGAUCAGGGGAGCAGACACACUUCGACCUGCGACCUGUCCGUAUUUAGAGCGUCACUCUUUAUUUCUAGUAUAAUUUAUGGCCGGUUUAUUUCUUUCACCUCCUUUGGCCGUUAUCUGAGCAUUCGAUUAACCACCUGAAAGUGCUACCGCUGUCUGGUGGAUCAGUCCAAGCAAAAGCUAAACAUACAAGCCAAUAUUUAUCGGAAGGACAUGCGAUAAACAGGUUACAAUAACAAUAAGAGUUUUUAGAGAAAUUUUACAUUUCAUAUUUUCAUCUCUUGUGAUGAUUUAAAAAUAGGAAAGAUGAUAUAUCAUUAUAUUAAAAACCGCCGCAGCUUCUUACACCCUCAAAUCUGCCGUUGGUAAUAAAGGAAUCACCAACUUGAGCAUUUCAUAGAUUAUGGGUGAUGGUCGAAAGGUAAAAGAUCAAAGUCCCUGGCUGCAAUGAAGCUUUUCAAACGCUGGGAGACUUUCGGUACGGAUUCGCGUCGUGUAUCGGCGCAGUGUGGGUGGAGACACAGAGGGACAAUUGACUGUGAUUUGUUCACCAAAAUAUUCAUACAGAUCAUACAGUGGUGGAAUCAUGAAUCUGAAUAUCCAUAGUAGCUAGUAAACCAGGCUGCAAUGCAUAUUAUUAUCGUGUAUUUCCAGCUUUACAUACAGCCCGCAGCUGGAUAGAUACACCGACAUACAUGCCGCUAUACAAUAGGCGUUUUUUGUUUGUGAUUUACUGUCUGAAGGCUACCAAGAUAUACGAAUGAAGAGAAGAAUGGUUACUGGUGGCUGGUUCAUCUGAUUGGAUUCCCUACUUUUAACUGAUAUCUACAUAGUAAUGCCUAGUUUGGCAUGUCAUAGAGUAAUUGUGUUUAUACAGGGUAAUCCAUAUUAUUUUUACUGUCUAAACGAUAUAUGAUAAAUAGCAUUUUCGGAAAAAUAGGCUUGAAAAAUAUAGUGCUUUAGCGUUCCACCCAUUGACGAUAACCCACUUUUCGUACUGGUUUCCUUGACACCGGGCAAUCUCAGUAACUGCUAUACUGAUUCUAACAGAGCUUGGAAUGGAUUAUUGUACGGUCACAGAUUUGAAAAUGGGUGUAAGGGCACUAAAGUUAGAAACCAGAAAAAAAGCAGAUUCUCCAAACUUUGUGCUUACAUCCUGAAAACUUUUCAGUUUAAAUGAAAACAUUCACAUUGUUUUUUAACUGUUCUUAUUUAUUUUUCAGUGGACAUGAAUAAUGUAGACUGAAUAGUAUAAAAUUAAAUAAAAAAAAACGGAACAUGACAUAUGUUUUCUCGCAACAUACUUGAACAAUUUACAGCCCAUGUUGGAACAAGGAAUCGAAACUUUUUUCAUCAUGAAUUGUCAUAAAAAUAUAAAACUCAAAAUACUUUGGAAAUUUUUGCCAUUGCUCAUUGACGAAGGAUGUAAAACUAAAUAACACAUUUGUAUCGUAUUUUGUUAUUUUUCGUACUACCCACUCAUGAAUCGCAAAAAUUUAGUUGUUCAAUAAAAAGAGUUCCAAAACUAAUAUCUUUUUAGGAGAGCAAAAAGAACGGUGGGUCUUUGGAUUCGCUAUUGAAUGAUCUUACAAUCCUCCAUGUUUGUCUAGUCGCAAAUGAAACCUCAUAUGCUAAUAGUGCCUACUGAUGACGUUCUAGUAAUCACGGUGGCUUUUUUUUAAGAAAAAACAAGGUAUUUUUUAGAGUUGCGUGGUGUUACAACUUAAGCAACUAUGUCUCAAAUUCCAAAUAUAUUUGAAUAACAAUACUCGCCGUUACAUCAUUUGCGGAGCAUCGAAAUAUAAGCACCCCCACCUCUUGGCGACACGUAAAACACUCCUGGCUGUGUUCUGCGGUCAACUAUCUGCAUGUGGCGUUCAUUACGUGGAUGUUUACCUUCUUCCUCACUACCUGUUUUAUCACAGACACUCCAGUUAAACUGUUUGAAGGUUUUGGGAUACCACAAUAUAAUUCCAGACAACUCGCCAAAAACUGUUUUAACGAUUAAGAGACGCUAUUCUUUUAUAGUCCAUAUCAUUUCGCCACUUUGGUAGUGGCUUUGAACCACCUUAACGCGACGAUGCAAUUCGGUAUUUUUGGAGGGCAGAAAAUGAAAGAGGUAUGUGCAACUUGGGUCGCUUAUUUUUGUACAUAUCUGCUAUGUUCCUCUGGAUGUCACAGAACAGCUGCUGAAGCAUUGCAACUUUGCUAAUACUUAAUUCAUAUGCUAUGUAUGUACAAGCUUUACAAUGUAUGUUGCAAAUUCAUUUUUUAUUACUUGGUCAUAAAAUUGUGGGAACCAAAGACAGGUUUAUUUCAAGUCCUUGCUGGUAUCCAUUUUUUAGUAAUUAAUAAACAUCUAGCUUAUAUUAUUGAAUAAGAGUAUUUUCUUAUCUUCACUUUUCUAAUAAUCAAUACAAAUAAUUUAUUUAAUUUUCUCAAGUUAUGGUUUGUAGUUUCUAGCUAAUUGUGGUGUCUAGUUUAGACAAUGUCUAAAGGUCUAAAACUCUGAUAUUUCCGUACUGCUACAGUAAUGCUGCCGCUGGCUGUUAAAAUCAAUUUAUAUGCUUGCUAACGUUAUAGCGCGUGACGCAUAAUCUACCCAAAAUUGCAUUUCGUAUAUUUGAAACAAAACUUGUUGCAGAUCAAAUGCAGUGUCUCCAUCACCUUUUAUGCACAUCUCCUGAUGAUUCAUAUUAUUCUCAAAGAAAGUCUCGCCGAUUACAAAUUCAAAACAAAUCGUAUGUCAUAUCAAACAGACCGAAAAAAUCAUCUAAUUUGUCGCAACAAACACGUGAUUGGCAGGUUCCCUUUCAUUAGUUGACUCUAACUCACGUUGCCGAAUUCCUGUUUAUGCACAGUGUAACGUCAAACGCAUGAUUCAAGUUCUGCGUUGCGGCAGUGGUGCGAAACAUCAGAGAUUAUAAAUCGACGUGAAAGCUAUGUGAUUUUGAUAUAUGUAUUUAUUUAUAGACGUAUGCUUUUUGUUACCAUUUUUUGUUCAGUGAUAUUCAUCAAUACAGAUUUAUUUUUUU